AUAUGGCCCAAGCCCUUAUGAUAAAAUCCCAGAGUUCUGAAACAGUGACGUUCUUUCUUCUUCGUCCUCCUACAUUUCUACACAAAAUCUCAAGUUUCAAAAAAAGGAUUACAGAAAUGGAGCCCCCAGCAUCCUCUGUGGGCCCCGCUCCCAAUCCAUUCCAAUCGCUCUCUGCCUUCAUCCAGCAGCAAACCUGCCGACUCGGGGCCGAACUCGCGAGCCGGCUCGACGAAACGAAACGGUUCACCUCCAAAUUCGCCGCCAAUUUUCCGGCCGUGAAGCCGUCGCACGCUUCCGCUAGCCCUCUACUUCUGCCUUUCGCUUCCGUUACGAAGUCUCAGCCGCCGGCGACGCGAGAGGGAAAAGUAAGCUCCGCCAAUUCAGCUUCCGCUGCUGCUGCGGCUACUCCCACUCUUAGCUCCGAUUACGUCGCCAAAACCCUCGCCGGCACUUCUGUUUACACCGUCAGCAACACGAAUAAUGAGUUUGUACUUAUCUCUGAUCCAAAUAGUGCCAAAUCGAUUGGAUUACUCUGCUUUCGUUACGAAGAUGCCCAGGCAUUUCUCGCUCAGGUAAGAUCGACAAAGGGAGGAUUGAGAGGUGGAGCGAAAGUUGUUCCGAUUACACUUGAGCAGGUUUAUAUGUUGAAGGUUGAAGGUAUUGCUUUCCGGUUCUUGCCUGAUCCUGUUCAAAUUAAGAAUGCAUUAGAGUUAAAAGCUUCGGACACAAUGAGCGGAUUCGAUGGAGUUCCUGUGUUUCAGUCCGAUCUUCUUGUGGUGAAGAAGAAAAAGAGACGUUAUUUGCCUGUAUAUUUCCGAAAGGAAGAUAUCGAAAAAGAAUUGUCAAUGGUGUCACGGUCAAGAGGUGUUGCGCAGCCCAUUGUGGUCGGUAGUCUGGAAAAUGUUUUGAAGAAAAUGGAGACGAGUGAAAGAAACUCUGGCUGGGAAGAUCUAAUAUUUGUUCCACCUGGAAAGAGUCAUUCGCAACACAUCCAGGAAGUUGCGCAGUCGUAACUUUUUGGGACAGACUUCUUAACCAGCGGAUCGUGUACCGUGAGAAUUACCAAUACAUGACCUGACCAGUAUUUAAUAUCAAAGCUGGUAAGUAUUAGAUUCAUGACUUGAACUGUUGCCUCAUCAUUAUUUCACAUCUCCUACAUUGGAAUUUCUUAGUCAGUAACAAAAGUCUCAAUGUAACGUCAUCAGGUCAGGUUGCAGACUCACAAUGAAACUUGAUGACUCGGGGAAAAGGAUCAUUAUAGAAAUAGGACAUUGUCAUCUGUUUUGAUUGAAAUCGGCUGUUUAUGACUAUAAUCAGUACCAUAUGACAUUUUUAGAGUAGUCUGAUAUUUAUGGCAAAACAUUUCUGGGUGGUAAGCUCAUUUUGAAGCAUACGCCAAGCUUUCCUGUCAAUCAAAAUUCGGGAUUUCAUGUCCAUCAAAAAUAGCUUAAUGUAACGGAAAUCAAUCUUUGGAUUGUAGUUUACAGGUCGUAAUCAAACUGCCGGCUUGUUAGUACCUCUACUACUAAUCAUAACUCAAAAAGCCAGUUUGAUGAAUAGGCGAAAUCAGCCAGCAG
This is a messenger RNA of Oldenlandia corymbosa var. corymbosa, 1577 nucleotides long. Lineage: Eukaryota; Viridiplantae; Streptophyta; Magnoliopsida; Gentianales; Rubiaceae. The record is from the annotation of a GenBank genome assembly.